This is a messenger RNA of Jatropha curcas, 925 nucleotides long. RefSeq names its product CASP-like protein 4B1. The record is from RefSeq and is a predicted model, not a curated record. Lineage: Eukaryota; Viridiplantae; Streptophyta; Magnoliopsida; Malpighiales; Euphorbiaceae.
AUUAGUUGUCAAUUUCAAAACUAAUUCUUGUCCUAAUAAAACACCUUGAAAUUUUCCAUCUCUUCGAUCAUUUAUCUCACUCGCACUGUCUUCUUCUUUUUGCGAAUCAAUUACUCGACUAUAACAAUGAUGUCCAAUUCCGGGGAUACAGAAGCGAAGAAACAAUCUGAUGAGUCGACGCCGUCUCAAAUUCCGACUCCGACGGCUGCUGAGGUUGCUGAUGCAGAGUCAGGAAAUGGAUUCAGUGUAGGGGCUAUCACGAGGCGGUGGAGGAGAAAGGAAAUUUUGCAGAGAGGUUCGUUGGGUUUGAGAGGAUUGGGUUUUUUAUUCUCUUUGCUUGCUUUUAUUGUCAUGGCUAGUAACAAGCACGGCGAUUGGAAGAAUUUUGAUAAAUAUGAAGAGUACAGAUAUUUAUUGGCAAUAGCAAUACUUUCGACUUUGUAUACGGGAGCGCAAGUUCUGCGUCAUGUUCAUGAGCUUUCUACUGGAAAACUUUUGCUUGAGGGACGGAAUUCUGCCAUUGUAGAGUUCUUUGGCGAUCAGAUUGCAUCCUACCUGCUGGUAUCUGCAGCUUCAACAGCAGUUCCCUUGACGAACAGGAUGCGCGAAGGGGCAGAUAACAUAUUUACAGACUCCUCAACAGCAGCAAUUAGUAUGGCAUUCUUUGCGUUCUUCUUAUUGGCAUUGUCAGCUCUUAUUUCAGGAUACAAGUUAUCUACUCAAUCCUAUAUAUAAAAUUAAGGUUUCUUUGGAUUUGUCAUUCUUUUCAUGUGUGGAUUGUUGAUUCUAAAUAGGUAAAAUACAAUGUGAGAAAAUACAUAUAUGGAAUAUACAAUCAUGUAAACGAUGUGCUCCUUUUUUUAAUUUAUCUGUAUCUAUUUAGCUGAUUAAAUGUAUCUGAAAGAGCAGAGGGUUUUACCAGUAA